Molecule: messenger RNA, 816 nt
Organism: Penicillium malachiteum
Lineage: Eukaryota; Fungi; Ascomycota; Eurotiomycetes; Eurotiales; Aspergillaceae
Exons: 1
Coding region: 1-816 (271 amino acids)
Biological process (GO): regulation of transcription by RNA polymerase II
Molecular function (GO): DNA-binding transcription activator activity, RNA polymerase II-specific
Source: RefSeq, a predicted model, not a curated record
AUGGGAUUCAGCGCUGAUUAUGUUCUCGAUGGGAUUCUUGCCUUGGCGGCUCUCCAUAUUGCGCGCUACAAUCAGGGCCGGAGACAUUCCCUCCUCCCGUACGCAAUUGAAUGUCAUUCGCGAUCUGUAUCCAGAGCCACUCCUCUGAUCCCUGGGGUCACGCCGCGAAAUUCCAGCUCCCUUUAUAUCUUUGGGAUACUGACGCUAUUUUACAACCUGGCACGACCCCUUGAGCAAAGCGACGAGCAAAGUUCUAGUAACAAAAUCAUUCCAGAAUGGCUAUAUCUCAUCAGAGGGAUCGACACAGUCGUGAUGGCUGAAGGAUCAGCAGUCAAUUCAUCUCCUGUCGCACUGAUCUUUAAAAUUACCUGGGGAAGUAUGGAGUAUUGGCAGUCUCAUACUCCUGAAGAAUAUCUAUCCCUCAAGGAACUGGAAGAAAAAAUAUGUGCAGAAGCGAGAGCAGAUACGGACUCAGAGCGGCGAGAAAUCUUGAUGGCAACAAUUCAAGCUUUGAAUCGAAGUUAUUCAUUUCUAUAUGGACCAUUCUUUUCGGAUCAGGAUAAACUACGAGGGUUCUAUCAGUGGCUCUUCGAAAUUGAAGAACCAUACCUGGCGCUUGUUAAAAGCGGCGAUAAUGCAGCUCUGUGUGUACUUGGAUUUUAUGCGGUUCUCUUAAAAGACCUGGAGAGAUAUUGGUGGAUGGAAGGCUGGUCGGUCCGUCUAAUCCAGGGAAUUCAUAUGCUCUUGGAUGGAGAGCAUCGGCUAUGGAUCCGAUGGGCCAUAGAAGAGAUUGGAUGGGUUCCCGAGACACUUUAG